Sceloporus undulatus (fence lizard) is the source of this 5819-nucleotide messenger RNA. It is a transcript of the gene RAPGEFL1, whose product is annotated as Rap guanine nucleotide exchange factor like 1. Bases 1 to 1905 code for a protein of 634 amino acids. The transcript is spliced from 16 exons. NCBI's taxonomy places the organism in Eukaryota, Metazoa, Chordata, Lepidosauria, Squamata, Phrynosomatidae. Gene Ontology annotation, biological process: positive regulation of GTPase activity; Ras protein signal transduction. The record is from RefSeq and is a predicted model, not a curated record. Gene Ontology annotation, molecular function: guanyl-nucleotide exchange factor activity. Gene Ontology annotation, cellular component: plasma membrane.
AUGAAGGGGGGCCCCCUCUUCUUCCCCGGAGCCCCCCGGCGCCAGAGCCUCUCCAAGGCCCUCUUCAAGGAGAGCCCUCCCGAGGAAGAGGAGCCCGAGGAGGAGGAAGAGGAGGGGGAGAGCCCGGGGGGCGAGGGGCGCUGGCUGGAGGCCCCCCUCUUGCUCCGCUCGCCCACCUCCUUCUCCUCGGAGGAGCUCUCUCCGGGGGAAAGCGGGGCAGGAGGCCCCGAGACCAGGCUCCCGCUGCUGCUGCUGCCCUCCUCCUCCUCCUCCUCGGGCUGCUCCUGCGCCUCCUGCUCCGGCUCCUGCUCCGGCUGCUGCUGCUGGGAGCCCCAGAGCCCUCAGGGGCUGCUCCAGGCCACCCUCGACAGGCUCAGCCGACGCCCCGCCGAGCCUCACCCCCAGCCCUGCAGAGCAGAUCUGCUCCUAGAUGACAUUGUCCUCACCCACUCAUUGUUCCUGCCCACGGAGCAGUUUCUACAUCAGCUGCACCAGCACUUCAUGACAGCAUCGACAAUCCCAUCACCGACCUGCUGGAAAGAAGGUGAGGCCAUGCACCGGAAGCAAGCGGUUUUGGUUAUUUUGCUGCACUUCCUUGAGACAUACAAGGGAAUCUUGCAGGAGGAGGAGAAAGCAGGCAAAAUCAUCAAGGAUCUUUAUCUGCUGAUCAUGAAGGACUCAUCUCUUUACCAGAAACUGGAAGAUGAAAUUCUAAAGCUCCAUCAGCUUGUGGAGACAGUUGAACUUAAGGUGACUGAAGAAAGCCAUCCUCCCAGCAAACAAGUAAAACCCCUCUUCAGGCAUUUCCGGCGCAUCGAUUCGUGCCUUCAGACACGGGUUGCUUUCCGUGGGUCAGAUGAAAUUUUCUGCCGUGUCUACAUGCCCGACCACUCCUACGUCACAAUCCGCAGCCGUCUCUCGGCCUCUGUGCAGGACAUCCUCACCUCAGUGACAGAGAAGCUCCAGUAUUCUGAUGAACAACCUUCACGGGAGGAGGCUCUCCUCCUGGUGGCUGUAGCAUCGUCAGGAGAGAAGUCUGUGCUACAGCCAAAUGAAGAGUGUGUUUUCACAACCUUGGGGAUAAACAGCCAUCUCUUUGCCUGUACUAAGGAAUCUUUUCCAUCACUGGUUCCUCUCCCUGAUGAAAUUCAGGUGUCUCCAGGUGACACAGAGAUUCAUCGUGUUGAAGCUGAAGAUGUGGCAAAUCACCUCACAGCCUUCCAUUGGGAAUUAUUCCGCUGUGUCCAUGAGCUGGAAUUUGUGGACUAUGUGUUCCAUGGAGAACGAGGCCGGCGAGAGACAGCCAACCUGGAGUUGCUGCUUCAGCGGUGCAGUGAGGUUCAGCACUGGGUGGCCACUGAGGUGCUACUCUGCGAAUCCGUGGGGAAGCGGGCCCACCUGCUCAAGAAGUUCAUCAAGAUUGCAGCAGUAUGUAAACAGAACCAGGAUAUGUUAACAUUCUACGCUGUGGUUAUAGGGCUCAACAAUGCACCUGUCAGUCGCUUGCGUCUCACCUGGGAGAAACUUCCAGGGAAAUUUAAGAACCUGUUCCGGAAAUUUGAGAACCUAACGGACCCUUGCCGGAAUCAUAAAAGCUACCGAGAAGUUCUCUCUAGGAUGAAACCUCCAAUAAUCCCCUUUGUGCCCCUCAUCUUAAAAGAUCUGACGUUUUUGCAUGAAGCUAGCAAAACCUUGGUGGACGGACUGGUCAAUCUAGAGAAGCUGCACUCAGUAGCAGAGAAAGUUCGGACAAUCAGGAAAUGCCGGAGCCGGCCUCUCUGCCUGGAAAUGGAAUCAUCUCCCCAGCAGUUGCAGACUAAAGCUUAUGUCCGGCAGUUUCAAGUUAUUGACAAUCAAAACCUGCUCUUUGAGCUCUCACACAAACUGGAGUCGAACAGCCAAUGAAGCCACAGCCCAUGGAUAGGCAUUGCCAACAAAGAAUGUUUACUCCGUGAGAUACUCAAGCACUUUUUGGAUGUACAGGGGUUCCGCCUAGGGUUUGCUCAGGUUGGAGAGAACAUCGUGGAGUCACCAUACGGCAGGGAUGCUCAACCUUGAUUAGGGGUGAGCCCAAACAUUUUGGUAUCGGGGCACAAAAUCGAAAUGGCAUGUUGCCUUCCUGUUAAUUAACAUGGCAAGGUACAAUCUGCUGGGAUGUUCUUGUGCCAAUGCUUGCACAAGCCAUUUUGAUGCCAUAGAUGAAAAAUCCAAAUAGCACCUACCCCAGUCUCAUUGCUGCCAUUUUAACUAUGCCCUAAAUCUGUAGCCUUUUCUUAAUGAGAGAGAGCUAGCCCUACCUUUUCUGCAACACUUAUGGAGAUGAAUGAAAGCUGCAGCACCAUACAUUUAGGUGGGACUUAUGCCGAAGAACUAGCCAAUGGAUUGCAGUUUACUAAUCACUCUUCCACGUCACAUAGCAUUCAGACCUGAGGCAGACUCCUCACCUUGCCUCAUGGUAGAACUGCUUGUGACUUUCCUUUCACAGAGUAGCUAGGACUGAAAGAAAUCCAGCUGCAAGAUGUAGAGCAAUAUUUUGUGGAGGCGGUCAAGCCAAAACUGGAAUCCUUGACUUGCUUGUAGGGCAGCUUGUGCCAGAGAUCAGUGCUCUGUUCAGUCAAUAUUUCUCUCUGACGUAAGCAUAACAGAACAUAGCUGGGUUCCUCUUAAUGACUUACAUGCAUGGAAGUCCUAUUUUAGACAUGCAAUAGAGGGCUGUUCCAUUGCAUGUGCACUCCAUCCCAAAACUCCCAUGCUCAGCAAUUAUCAAGCUCUGGAAAAGGCUGCUGUGUGUUUUGGGGGAACAAUUCAGACCAUAAAGAUCCAGCUGAUCUGAGCUCCUGGAGGAAGGAAAAGGUGGCGUGCUCCACUUGAGAGUGAACCUUCAUGCUACACAUACACCCCACUGAGAUUAGCUGCUUCUCUGUCUUAAUCACCUUUCCCCACCAGUAAACAAUAGCAGCAAGGGCCACUCCCAGGGUUUGACCAAUGCUGAGCAAUGGGCAGACACUGAACUGUGUGUGUGGAGCUGGCCCAUGUUCCUGAAAAUCACAAAUGUUUGAGUCAGUUAAAUAAGCUUCCAAUGAAUUGAAUACAGUACAACCACAAGAGAUGCCAUGUGCAGAAAUAUCCAGAAGUAUUCAUUUUCUGUCUUGCAGCCUUGUUCUUAUUUUUACAAUGUUAGUGUAAAUUUAUAUUUCCAUUUUAAGCUGGAUGUGAAAACUUUUUUAAAAAUCAUGAUGAUGAAAGAUUACCAGGAGACUCUCAAUAGUGUCUUCUCAGGGUACAGUCACAGACUGUGAAUAAUCAUUCUAAUUCAGGUAACUGAGAUAGGAAAAUGCGUUUGCCUUUUGUGCUGAAAUCCUGCUUUGACUUGCAGGAACUGAUAGGACAGCAUUCAGUAAUCCUUAUUCUGUGGGAUUUUCAGAAGUGAAAUUUUAAACUUAAAAGGAACAUCAAAAUUAUGUUUGUUGAAGUUCUUAAGUACAGUAUACUCAACUUUCUCCAGGCAACAAUUCCCAAGCAACAGGAUUUGUUAAGGAAAGCAAUGACAGUUGAAAUGAUAUGAAUUAUAUAUAUAAAAGAUAAGUUUAGGCCUCAUUCCCACUACGUUUUAAACCAGUUUGCAAAUCGGUUUGAGGUGGUUUAAAUGACCCUGGUUUGCACUUGAAGUGAAUUGCUGAAGCAAGGAGGCCAUGUGCUAGACCCAUUUAACCCAUGUCCUUUUGACGCUGAUUUUUUCCUGCCUCUUUUUGGAUGAAUUGAUUCCAUGCAAGUGUGAACCAUAUGCGGAUCGGAAUCAGUUUUAAGAGUCGAUUUGAAGAAUCAAAUUCAUGAAUCAAUCAGUUUCAGUGUGAACGAGAUGCAGGUCGGAAUUGAUUUAUUAUGAUGUGAUAAGGGGUUGCUGGGUGGGGAAGUGGAAGUUAACAACCUGUGUCUGCUCAUCCUUUGACCCUCAUACGGAAUUACGUAAAUGCGAUUGCAGUGAUGGACAGAGAGAGAAAAAUGCCACUGAAAACGUUUCAAAUUGAAUUCAUUCAUUUGCCAAUGUGAACUACAAAUGGGUUAUUUUGAGAUUCUCUGGCAGGAAACAAUUUAAAUUGAAUCAAUUCAUUUGUCAAUGUGAACCACAAGUGGGUUAUUUUAUUUUACAUUACAGCAAGAAAAUGCAGUCGGUGCAAAUAUAGUGUGAACCACACUCUGCUGCCAAACCGAUCCAUUGAUUCAGAUCGCAAAGCAAUUUAUUUGUAAGUGGGAAUGAGGCCUUAGAGAUUAAUGUCGUCUCUGGUUCUGGCUCCUAUCUAGAUGUGUUGUAGAUGCUGGAUACAUUCAUACUUUCAAAUGCUUUGGAAGGGACAGGGAGAUGAAGCUAAUUCUCCCUUCUGUUGGACUGAUCUCUGGAUAAAUGUCACUCUUGAGUUCUGGAGUGUCUGCUCUAGCAACUUUGAAGAGCCCUGGAGGGAGAGAGCAAGGAAUCUGCCAUAUUCUAGGACCAGGCUCAGGUGGGGAAAUUUUCCUUCUCCAUUGUAUCCUGGGAGCAUUCAGAAGAACAAUAGAUGCAUUUAAUUAUACCUUGCAAUCAAAACAGUGUUAAGGGUUAUACAGUGAUAAAACCGUUUUUUGUUCUUAUUCCUCCAAAGUGCCUUUAAAGCAGAGGAUGGAAGCUGCCCCAUGGUAUCCUUACUUCCUGUGCAGGUAGACUUUAAACAAAGAGAGAUUAUAAUAAUACCAACAGAAACUUUCAAAGGCCUGAAUGCUGCAUAAAUGCUGCAUUUUGGGGAGCUGUUGCAACAGUGGAAGGAAAGAUUAAUAUACUGUUAUCAGGAUUCACAUAGACUGGGGCUGAAUCUUCACGGUAGAAAUAGGAUGUCCUUCAGCCUACCCAUCAAAUUGUAUAAAGAAACAUUUGAUUUAAUGUGUAUUAAGAGGUUCUUAACCUCUGCUGCAGUUGAUCUUGAGAACACUCCCUCAAAAUCUCCACACUGGCAAUAGUGAGAUAUUAAUCAGAGAUAUGAUUUGUUCCAGAUUAAUUACACUGAAAUAAAAUGACAAGAUUUUGUGGAGCCUCCACUGCCAUCUCCAGUACAUUUUAACCAACUUUCUACAGGACAGAGUGCCAAAAAAUUCUUACCAGUUCUUUCCACAUAUCAAUAAUAGGAAAUCUACUUUUUUUGUUAUAACCGGAGAGCUCUAACAAGUAUUAUAGCAGCCUUUCUGAACCUGGUGCUCUCCAGAUGUAUUGGAUCACAGUGUCCAUAAUCUCAUAACCACCUAUGAGUUUAUGGGAGCUGUAGAUCUACAUCUAAGAGCACUUUAAAGGGACUAAGGUUGUCAAUAUAAUGAGACAUAAGAACUCCUGCAUCACGCUUCAGGGCUCAGGCCCAGCAGGAGGAAUCUGUUUUUAGUGCCAUGACUCAAUCCUGAAAAUGUGAACUAACAAUGAGUGCCUCUGAGCAUGUCCGGAGUGCAUUUCCCAUACUACUGAAUAACCAUAGACCACUUCACACAGGAUGUUCAGGUUAGAGGGGAAGCACUUUUCUUUUUGGAAAUGUUUUCCCAGUCUUGUUUCUAACAGCUUUAAUAUGCGAUCGGAUUUUUAAUAUCAAAGAACAAGAUACUGGAAAUAACUCUCUGGCAUUUUAAAAGACUUAUUUUGUGUUUUGCUGACCUUUCUUUUUGAUAAAGAAUUGUUUUUUGUGUGUGUGUGUGUGUGCGUGUGUGAAGGAGUGGGUUUGCCUUUAUGGGAUUUCUGUUCAGGGACUUUUCGUUUCAGGGCCUCUCGCUUGUGUCUAUAUUUCUUUUUUCUCUCUCCUGGAGAGAGA